AUGCCUGUGUGGGAAGAAAUCAGUAUGUGCACUCAGAUAAUCAGAGGCUUAAGACUGCCGGCUCAUAAUUUAGGUCUGCCUUUUUAUGGUCUCAGACAGUCCUAUCAUUGUACAAGAAGCCUUCUGUUGCCCAGAGACACUGGUCCAAAACCAGUCGUUAGAUUGCGACGGAGUCCCCUCAACAGUAAGCUUGACAGAAUUGCUGGGUCUACAGAAUGGCAUGAAGAACCUGAUGAUUCUCAGGGCCAAUUUAGGUUUUCUACUGGAAGGAAUGAGCAAAAGAACCAUGUUCCAGAACGUUCUGAGAGGAGAACUGGAACAAAGAGCAGGAUCUCAUCAGAGCUUCAGAAACUUUGUUUUGAGGACUUUUCAAGAGAAAACCACAGGAUUCAUGGAAAUAUUAGAGAAGAAAAGACAUUUCCAAGCGCUGGCAAAGGAAACCAGUUUGACAAACGGUUUGAAUUUGUGUUUGGAGUGGCUCCCUGUUUGCUUGCGCUUAGCCAAGGGAAGAGGAAGAUUAAUCGACUGUUUGUGAAGCACACAGAAAGACAGCAGAGGGAGGCUGUUCAGACAGUUAGCGCGCUAGCGCUCGAGCGUGGGAUUCAAAUCCAACGGGUCAACAAAAAGGAAUUAGACAGGAUGACUCGUGGAGGGGUACACCAAGGCUUGUGCCUUCAAGCAAGUCCUCUCACCUACCUAACGGACAACCUGACUGCUAAACUUAAGACGGACAGAAAUAACAGUCCACUCUGGUUGGUCCUUGAUAGUAUACAGGACCCCAUGAAUCUUGGUGCCAUUUUGCGCUCUGCUUAUUUUCUCGGAGUUGACCGAGUUGUGAGUAGUCUAAGAAACAGCUGUCCUCUCACCCCAGUGGUGAGCAAGGCCAGUUCAGGUGUCAUGGAGAUAAUGGGAGUUUAUGGCCAAAACAGUCUAGAGGAUAUGGUUAAGGUGAAGGCACAAGAAGGGUGGCACAUCGUUGGCACAGUGGGGUUUGAAGCAGAGGAUUCUGCAGCUCCAACUUUGCCUUGUCAUGAGUUUCGUAUGACCAAGCCAACAUUGCUAUUGAUGGGAGGUGAGGGGGUGGGUCUGUCUCCUGAGCUACGUCAGACGUGUGAUGUCCUGCUCACCAUCCCACCCAGGAGAGACCUCCACCCAGCCGUGGAAUCCCUUAAUGUCUCUGUAGCUACAGGUAUCCUUCUGCACUCUUUGCUGUCAUCUCGCAGAUGUGGCCAAUGA
Messenger RNA from Chanos chanos (milkfish), 1236 nucleotides. It is a transcript of the gene mrm1, whose product is annotated as mitochondrial rRNA methyltransferase 1 homolog (S. cerevisiae). The record is from RefSeq and is a predicted model, not a curated record. The coding region runs from base 1 to 1236 and encodes 411 amino acids. Gene Ontology annotation, molecular function: RNA binding; rRNA (guanine) methyltransferase activity. NCBI's taxonomy places the organism in Eukaryota, Metazoa, Chordata, Actinopteri, Gonorynchiformes, Chanidae. Gene Ontology annotation, cellular component: mitochondrion. The transcript is spliced from 5 exons. Gene Ontology annotation, biological process: rRNA methylation.